Engraulis encrasicolus (European anchovy) is the source of this 1020-nucleotide messenger RNA. RefSeq names its product keratocan (gene kera). The coding region runs from base 61 to 1020 and encodes 319 amino acids. The record is from RefSeq and is a predicted model, not a curated record. The transcript is spliced from 5 exons. Gene Ontology annotation, molecular function: protein binding. Lineage: Eukaryota; Metazoa; Chordata; Actinopteri; Clupeiformes; Engraulidae.
ACUCCAUUCCUCCUCCUCCUCUCUCUCCUGUCCGUCUUCGUCUUGGCCCGGUGUCAGGAGAUGCCCCAUGCCCAGCUGAUGGCCCAGCUGCAGGCGUGCCCCAAAGAGUGCGAGUGCCGCCCCAGCUUCCCCAACGCGGUCUACUGCCAAAAUAAGGGGCUGAAGCGCGUCCCAAUCAUCCCCCCCUUCACCUGGUACCUGUACCUGCAGAGCAACGACAUCGAGACCCUGCCGGCCGAGUCGUUUCGCAACGCCUCCGAGCUCAGGUGGGUGAACCUGAACCGCAACAGGAUGACUAGUGAGGGUAUUGAGGAGGGUGCUCUGCAGGGGAUGCCUAACCUGGUCCACCUGUACCUGGAGGAUAACCAACUGACCUCCGUGCCCUCCCCACUGCCCCCCAAGCUGGAGCACCUGCUGCUCUCCAAGAACCGCAUCUCCAAGAUCCCCGCAGGAGUGUUCUCGGGCAUGGACAGCCUGACUCUGCUGGAUCUCCAGGGCAACAAGCUGCAGGACGAGGCGGUGACGGAGAUGAACCUGAAGGGCCUGACGAGCCUGGUGCAGAUCAACCUGGCCAAGAACCAGCUGGGCACCAUGCCACUGGGGCUGCCCCCCACCAUGGCACAAAUAUACCUGGACAGCAACAACAUUGAGAAGAUCCCCGCUGACUACUUCAAGGGCAUGCCCAAGGUCACCUUCCUGAGGCUCAACAACAACAAGCUGGGCAGCGACGGCAUUCCCAAGAACGUCUUCAACGUGUCGGGAAUGCUGGACCUGCAGCUUUCCUACAACGAGCUGACGGAGGUCCCCACCAUCCCCACCAGCCUGGAGCAGCUACACCUCGACCACAACAAGAUCAAGAGUGUGAGUGGGUCUGAAAUCUGCCCGGCGUCCGUUGUGUUUAGUGAUGACGACAAUAGCCCUCGUCUCCGCUACCUCCGUCUCGACGGCAACGAGAUCCAGCCCCCCAUCCCCCACGACCUGAUGGGCUGCUUCAAACUCCUCCGGGCCGUGGUCAUCUAA